Molecule: messenger RNA, 1683 nt
Organism: Brassica oleracea var. oleracea
Lineage: Eukaryota; Viridiplantae; Streptophyta; Magnoliopsida; Brassicales; Brassicaceae
Exons: 2
Coding region: 287-1654 (455 amino acids)
Biological process (GO): endoplasmic reticulum to cytosol auxin transport
Cellular component (GO): membrane
Source: RefSeq, a predicted model, not a curated record
UUCCCACCCCACGUGAUAACCAUAAAAUUGUUCAGACAAGACUGAAUCUGAAAUAAAAAAAAAAUUAUACACCAAUAAUCGAUAUAGCGUGGAUGGUUCAUCUCACCUCUCAAUCUUGUCGUCUUCUCCAAUGACACCUUCCAUGUGAUAAACCUCCAGAUAGGUCACUGUUGUGUUUCAGUUUGGUCACCCUCUUGUGUUUUUCUUUCUCCUGUCGUUGACUACAAUCUUCACACGGUCAACGCUGAGACCAAAGACUCAUUUUCCAGGUAACUUUGGAUCCAAGAUGUCUGGGAACAGUGUUAGCUCUAGGGUUGAGGAUAUCCUCAGUGGUAUCGUCCCUCUGAUGAAACUCAUCUCCUUAACCGUGAUCGGUCUCCUUCUCGCUCACCCUAAAACACAACUAGUCCCGAGAGCCACCUUUCGCCUCUUAAGCAAACUCGUCUUCGCUCUGUUCCUACCUUGCUUGAUCUUCACCGAGCUAGGAGAAAGCAUCACCUUAGACAACAUCCUCCGCUGGUGGUUUAUUCCGGUUAACGUCCUCCUCAGCACAAUCAUAGGCUCCUUUAUAGGAUACAUAGUCGUUCUCAUAUGCCGACCUCCUCCGGAGUUCACCAGAGUCACAAUCGUCAUGACCGCUUUCGGCAACACGGGGAAUCUCUUGCUAGCGAUUGUCAGCUCCGUGUGUCACUCCAAGAACAACCCGUUCGGGUCGGGUUGUCACUCGAGAGGAGUUUCUUAUGUCUCGUUUGCGCAGUGGGUGGCUGUGAUACUUGUGUACACCGUUGUGUAUCACAUGAUGGAGCCGCCUCUGGAGUAUUACGAGGUUGUUGAGGAUGAAGGUGGGGUUGAGAUAGAGGAGAUCGCCGUGGCUAAUUCUAAUGAUGUUAGCAGGCCUCUUUUGGUCGAAGCUGAGUGGCCAGGGAUCGAGGAGAAAGAGACUGAACAUUGCAAGACACCGUUCAUUGCGAGAGUCUUUAAUAGCAUCUCGAGUUACUCGCAGACUUCUUUCCCUGAAGUUGUUGAUCUCAUGGGUGAGACAGGAGGUGAGAGUUCCAGCCCGAGGUCGCUUCAGUGCUUAGCUGAGCCGAGAGUUAUCAGGAGGAUGAGAGUCGUGGCUGAACAGACUCCGGUUAAACACAUACUCCAACCACCAACGAUAGCUUCUUUACUAGCCAUCGUUGUUGGAUCAGUACCUCAGCUGAAGAACAUUGUCUUCGGGUACGAAGCUCCGCUCUCUUUUAUCACAGAUAGUUUGAAUAUUAUGGCGAGUGCGAUGGUUCCUUCUGUGAUGCUUGUUCUCGGUGGUAUGCUCUCCGAGGGACCGAGAGAAUCAACUCUUGGGCUACGUACCACGGUCGGUAUAACCGUUGCGAGACUCCUUGUGCUUCCUCUAGUUGGGAUAGGGAUUGUGAUGUCAGCUGAUAAGCUUGGUCUUAUCUCCCCUGAUCCGAUGUUUAAGUUCGUGCUUCUAUUGCAGUAUUCGACUCCGAGUGCUAUUUUACUUGGGGCUAUAGCGAGUCUGAGGGGUUAUGCGGUUAGAGAGGCCUCUGCGCUUCUGUUUUGGCAGCAUGUCUUUGCGUUGUUGUCUCUUACGUUCUAUAUUAUCGUCUUCUUCAAGCUCACCGUUGAUAAUGUCCAAGGUGUCCCAUAAAUAAAAAGAGGAAAUGGUUUUUUUUUUUA